AUGCCCUUGCUAGACGGGCUCAGGAACGCGGAGGCCGUCAAUGGCAGCGUCCAUAACGGUCUGCAACCGGUUCAACCCAUCGACGGUCUUCGUCCUGUUCAGCCGGUCGACGCCAUCCUAGAUACAGACAUUCACAAUAAUGAUCUGAACAAACGUCAGAAGAUUGUAGUCGUGGGCUUGGGGAUGGUGGCUAUUUCGUUCAUUGAGAAGAUUGUCAAGCAAGAUGCUGAGAGACGCAACUACGACAUCGUUGUGAUCGGAGAGGAGCCCCACAUCGCCUACAAUCGUGUCGGACUAUCCUCGUUUUUCGAACAUCGGAAGAUCGAAGAUCUAUAUCUCAACCCAAAGGAAUGGUAUGGAUCUUUCAAAGACCGUUCCUUUGACUACCAUCUCAAUACCAGAGUGACCGAUAUCUAUUCCGAACGCAAAUCCGUGAAGACAUCGACUGGCGACAUCAUCAGCUACGAUAUCCUGGUUCUUGCAACCGGCUCCGAUGCAGUUCUGCCUACACAUACACCCGGUCACGAUGCGAAAGGUAUUUUUGUCUACCGGACAAUCUCUGAUCUCGAACGUCUGAUCGAGUUCGCGUCCAAGCAUAAAGGGGAGACGGGGGUCACAGUAGGGGGUGGUCUAUUAGGUCUGGAAGCAGCCAAAGCAAUGACCGAUCUAGAAGACUUCGGCAAUGUGAAGCUCGUUGACCGCAACAAAUGGGUAUUGGCAAGACAGCUCGACGGUGAUGCCGGCACUCUAGUAACUCGGAAGAUCAGAGAGCUUGGUCUAGAUGUGUUGCACGAAAAGCGAGUGGCAAAGAUCAAUACAGACGACGAGAACAACGUGACGGGCAUCGUGUUCGAAGAUGGAGAGGAAAUCAGCUGCUGUUGCAUCUGUUUUGCCAUUGGUGUGCGUCCUCGAGAUGAGCUCGGUAAGGCUGCGGGCAUUCAGCAGGCAAAGCGCGGAGGAUUUGUGAUAAAUGAAAGUCUACAAACCUCCAUUCCCGAUAUCUACGCCAUUGGAGAGUGUGCUAGCUGGGAGAACCAGACAUUUGGAAUUAUAGCCCCCGGCAUUGAAAUGGCUGACGUAUUGUCAUUCAAUUUGACUAAUCCAGAAAAGGAGCCCAAGGGCUUUAAGCGACCGGAUUUGAGCACGAAGUUGAAACUGUUGGGUGUUGACGUUGCCAGCUUCGGCGACUUCUUCGCAGAUAGAGACGGGCCCAAAUUCCUUCCCGGUCAGCGUCCGCCAACCACGACAGGUCUCUCAACAGCCGAUGAAGGCGAGACGGAAUCGCCUGUAAAGGCUCUGACAUAUAAGGACCCCUUCAGUGGUGUAUACAAGAAAUAUUUGUUCACCAUGGAUGGGAAAUACUUGCUUGGUGGGAUGAUGAUCGGGGACACCAAAGAUUACAUCAAACUGAAUCAGAUGGUAAAGAGUCAGAAGCAACUUGAGGUACCCCCGAGCCAGUUUAUUCUUGGGGCGCAGAAAGAUGGAGAAGAAAAUGCGGAUGAUCUAGACGACGAUACCCAGAUUUGCUCGUGCCACAAUGUAACAAAAGGUGACGUUGUCUCUAAUGUCAAAAACGGCACAUGCAAGUCAAUCGGCGAGGUCAAGUCGUGUACCAAAGCAGGAACCGGCUGCGGUGGCUGUAUGCCUUUGGUACAAUCCAUUUUCAACAAGACCAUGCUGGACAUGGGCCAAGAAGUAUCAAACAAUUUGUGUAUUCAUAUUCCAUACUCGCGAGCCGACCUCUAUAAUGUCGUCGCGAUAAAGGGGUUGAGAACAUUUGAAAAUAUCAUGAAAGCCGUCGGCAGGAACCCUGAUUCUCUGGGGUGUGAGCUAUGCAAGCCAGCUAUCGCAUCAAUACUUGCGAGUCUUUUCAAUGGUCACAUUAUGGACAAAGAGUAUCAUGAACUCCAAGAUACUAAUGACAAGUUCCUUGCCAACAUCCAAAGAAACGGAACCUUUUCCGUUGUUCCUCGAGUUCCUGGUGGCGAGAUCACAGCAGACAAGCUGAUUACCAUUGGGCAAGUGGCGAAGAAGUUCAAUCUAUACUGCAAAAUUACCGGUGCUCAGCGGAUCGAUAUGUUUGGAGCGAAAAAGCAAGAUCUGCUUGACAUCUGGACAGAGCUGGUAAAUGCCGGUAUGGAAAGUGGUCAUGCGUAUGCCAAGUCUCUCCGAGCCGUCAAGAGCUGCGUUGGCACUACUUGGUGUCGGUUUGGUAUUGGCGACAGUGUCGGGAUGGCAAUUCGGCUGGAAGAGCGCUAUAAGAGUAUUCGAGCUCCCCAUAAGUUCAAGGGCGCCGUAUCUGGCUGUGUGAGAGAAUGUGCUGAGGCACAAAACAAAGAUUUCGGUUUGAUCGCGACUGAGAAGGGGUUCAACAUCUUUGUUGGCGGUAACGGUGGCGCAAACCCAAGACAUUCCGAGUUACUUGUCAAAGACGUACCCCCAGAGAAGGUCACUCAAAUCAUUGACCGAUAUCUCAUUUUCUAUAUCCGCACUGCAGACAAACUGCAGCGGACCGCGCGAUGGAUCGAGAACCUUCCCGGUGGAAUCAAUUAUUUGAGAGAAGUCGUCGUUGACGAUAAGCUGGGCAUAGGCGCAGAGAUGGAGCAGCAAAUGGAGGAGCUCGUCAGCAGUUAUUUCUGCGAGUGGGCUGAGACGAUCAGAAACCCCAAGCGGCGCAAGUUCUUCCAGCAAUUUGACAACACUGAGGAGACACUUGAGACGGUUGAAGUCAUCCAGGAACGAGACCAGCAGCGUCCCACUUAUUGGCCGAAAGAUGCAGCAACAAAUGAAGACUUUAAGGGUCACCAAUGGUCUACUCUCUCGUGGCAGCCUAUGAUCAAGGCUGAUCACUUCUCGGACGGACCGCCAGCGAUCUCAUCGGCCAAUGUGAAACGCGGAGAUACCCAAUUAGCGAUCUUCAAGGUCAAGGGGAAAUAUUACGCAACGCAGCAGAUGUGCCCCCAUAAGCGUACGUUUGUCCUUUCGGACGGACUGAUUGGUGAUGACGACGCGGGCAAAUACUGGGUCUCCUGUCCCUACCACAAACGCAACUUCGAACUCAAUGGUGAGCAGGCCGGACGAUGCUCCAAUGAUGACAGCAUGAAUAUCGCCAUCUUCCCCAUCGAGGAGCGCGACGACGGUUGGAUCUACUUGAAGCUCCCUCCGAUCGAAGAGCUAGAUUCGGUCCUCGGAACGGAAAAGUGGAAAGUGAAGAAAGGAGAGGCCGCGGAUCCGUUCCAGAAAUUUGACAAGAGAUACAAAGGGAUGCGGGGGAAGAAAUCGGGCGAGAGAAGCGCUGAAGUUUGCAAGACAACGCAACCAACCACUAAGACUAUUGACUGGUAG
Messenger RNA from Aspergillus melleus, 3345 nucleotides. It is a transcript of the gene niiA, whose product is annotated as nitrite reductase niiA. The transcript is spliced from 9 exons. The record is from RefSeq and is a predicted model, not a curated record. Lineage: Eukaryota; Fungi; Ascomycota; Eurotiomycetes; Eurotiales; Aspergillaceae. Bases 1 to 3345 code for a protein of 1114 amino acids. Gene Ontology annotation, molecular function: 2 iron, 2 sulfur cluster binding; heme binding; nitrite reductase [NAD(P)H] activity.